Messenger RNA from Lagopus muta (rock ptarmigan), 2387 nucleotides. It is a transcript of the gene FNDC5, whose product is annotated as fibronectin type III domain containing 5. The transcript is spliced from 6 exons. The record is from RefSeq and is a predicted model, not a curated record. Bases 34 to 804 code for a protein of 256 amino acids. Gene Ontology annotation, biological process: positive regulation of brown fat cell differentiation. NCBI's taxonomy places the organism in Eukaryota, Metazoa, Chordata, Aves, Galliformes, Phasianidae. Gene Ontology annotation, molecular function: protein binding.
GCUCGGCCCGGCGCGGCGCGGCGGCCGCGGGGGAUGGAGCCCUUCCUGGGCUGCACCGGCGCCGCGCUCCUGCUUUGCUUCAGCUACGCCGGUCUGCGGCCGGUGGAGGCAGACAGCCCGUCGGCUCCGGUCAAUGUCACAGUCAAACACCUGAAAGCCAACUCAGCCGUAGUGACUUGGGACGUUCUGGAGGACGAAGUUGUCAUCGGAUUUGCCAUUUCCCAGCAGAGGUCUCCGUGCCCAUGGUGGACAGGGCAGGAAGCAGUGGUUUCAGACACCAGCAGUGCACACACGAGGUCCCUCCGCCACUCUGUGCUCUCCUCUCUCGGCUUCCAGAAGAAGGACGUGCGGAUGCUGCGCUUCAUCCAGGAGGUGAACACCACCACCCGCUCCUGUGCCCUCUGGGACCUAGAGGAGGACACUGAGUACAUUGUGCAUGUCCAGGCCAUCAGCAUCCAAGGCCAGAGCCCUGCCAGUGAGCCAGUCCUCUUCAAGACCCCCAGGGAAGCUGAGAAACUGGCUUCUAAAAAUAAAGAUGAGGUGACAAUGAAGGAGAUGGCGAAGAAAAACCAACAGCUGCGCGCAGGGGAAAUACUCAUCAUUGUGGUGGUGUUGUUUAUGUGGGCAGGGGUGAUCGCCCUGUUCUGCAGGCAGUACGACAUCAUCAAAGACAACGAGCCCAACAACAGCAAGGAGAAAGCCAAGAGCGCCUCAGAGAACAGCACACCUGAGCACCAGGGCGGGGGGCUGCUCCGCAGCAAGUUCCCAAAAAACAAACCCUCAGUGAACAUCAUUGAGGCAUAACAGCUGCUGCUGAUGGACUCCACUUCUCACGCUCACAUUCUGCCUCUGAGCCUCAAGGACCGGGAGGUGAAAUAGCAUCAGAGCGAUUGGGAAGGGGACCCGGCAACUGUCACCUGAUGGCAUACAGCUCCUUCCUUAUCUCUGCGAACAUCUGACCGGAAGGAAGAACCCUGCAAAAACAAAACAACCCAAACCCAACCAACCAAGAUGGAAAAGCAGCAGUGAGAGCCGCUGCCUGCAGUCCUGCGUGGGACUCAUGGAUCACUGCACGGCAGCGGCCUCCCAUGCUCUCCACCCUCACACUCCGUCUCCUGGAACAAUUUUCUCAUCUUUGGAAACGUGCAAUGUUUUGUUGUAGCGCUGUCUCACCGUCACCCCAUCUCGGCUGUAUGGCUGUGAGCUCCAGCACUGCUCACCAGCACUGCCCCCGAGCCGGCAGGAAGGAAGGACAGCAGCUCACUGCAGACAGGCGUGCGCUGCUUUGUGCUCUCAGCUUGCUUUGUUCCGUUGCACGCCUCGUGCAAUGUCUCACAGGCGGAGUUUGUAAGAAACAAAGGAAAGAGAGGCACCCCAGGCUGCAGUCCCACUGCGGGGCUCCCUUGGCUGCCCCCCAGCCGGGUUCCAGCACCGCCGCCUCCCAUCACACGGUGCUGCUCUUCAUCUCAGACAUUUGGGGCGCAGACCAAGAUGACGGGGCACCAAGAGUUCUUGUUCAGCUUCCAGGAUAAAUCCAACCAUCUUCUUCGUGGUAUUGUCAGCACCUGCAGUGUGCGAGCACUCCAUCAAGAUGUAGCCAGUCAGCAAAAAAAAAAGAAAAAAAAAAGAAAAAAAAAAAGAAAGAAAAAAACUGAUGAUACCGGUCGCUAUGCAAGGUCUCGGCGGCAACGGCCAUUUGUUGCAGAAGGCUUUUGCCUAAGGGACCUUUUUCUGAGGGCUUCAGUUCUUAACGGCUUCUCGCGGGGCGCACAGGAGCGCCGGGCUGCGCUGCCCUCCGUGCGCGGGGCCGCGGAAGGGGCCGCUCUGCUCCCCGCUGGGACGCCUGAGCGCGCAUCGCGUGGAACGGAUGAACUCCGGUAGUGUGCCAUGGGGUAUCCGCAUUUACUGCUCCACAAAACCACUCCACAUGCACAAGGGGAUGAGGCAAGAUCCUAUUUGCUCCAUCAGACAGGUUGGCCUGAGGAGGACGUGAAUCUCUUUACACCGCGCCUGAGUUCGAGUCCCCGCACGGAACCCUGCCGGCGCCGCUCCGCCUCCGCAGCACCGACCGCAGGGGGGGACGGCAGGAAUCCGCCCGGCUCUGUGGACCCGAAGGGCUUCCCUGAGCCAGCUGCAGGCCAACCCGUGGUCUCUUCCACGGAUCCUUUGCCAGAACGCACUCCUCCAUCACCCAGAGGGAGAGGUCAACACCUCUGACACAGACAGAGCAAUAAACAUUUUAUAACGUACAAUAAAAGAUGAAAGGUGUGUCUUGUUCCAAGUUGUAACCCCCUGCAUUUGUCCACUUCAAGCAGAACUCAGGGCAGAACACGGGGACUUCACAUAGCGCAGUAACCACAGGUUUCCUGGGUGUGGGACGCCAGGAU